AAGAUCUUGCCAUUGCUUGAUAGACGGACAGUUAAAAACAUCCCCAAGUAUGCUCCAGCACAAUUCUACAUUGACAACGUCUUGCCUAGGGUCAAGGAAAAGAAGAUAAUGUCCCUAAAACCUUUUGUUGAUCGACUCGGGUAUGACAAUGUUCCUCCAGGAAUCAACAAGCUAAGGUGCAGGGUGAAUUAUCAUGCUCUGAAAUUUCUUCCCCAUAUUGAACAGAUGGCUGAUCUACUUGCAUCAAGAAUGAGAAACCGCACAGGCAGUUCAAAUCCUUACAUGGCUCUCCAUCUUAGAUUCGAAAAAGGGAUGGUAGGCCUAUCAUUCUGUGAUUUUGUGGGAACAAGGGAGGAAAAAGCUUUAAUGGCAUUAUAUAGACAGAAAGAAUGGCCUCGACGGUUUAAGAAUGGUUCCCAUCUAUGGUCUUUGGCCCUGCAAAAGCGGAAGGAAGGACGGUGCCCUUUAGAGCCUGGAGAAGUAGCAGUCAUUCUUCGGGCGAUGGGCUAUCCCAAAGAAACUCAAAUUUAUGUUGCUUCUGGGCAGGUUUAUGGUGGACAGAACCGCAUGGCACCUCUCAGGAACAUGUUCCCAAAUCUUGUCACAAAGGAGGAGUUGGCAAGCAAAGAGGAGUUGGAUGGCUUCAGGAAGCAUGUGACAAGCUUGGCAGCACUCGACUUCUUGGUCUGCUUGAAGUCCGAUGUGUUUGUGAUGACCCAUGGUGGCAACUUUGCGAAACUGAUAAUUGGGGCUCGUAGGUACAUGGGUCACCGGCUCAAGUCCAUAAAACCAGACAAGGGACUUAUGUCCAAAUCUUUAGGGGACCCCUACAUGGGCUGGGCCACCUUUGUGGAAGAUGCUAUCAUCACCCACCAGACACGGGCAGGAUUGCCUGAAGAAACCUUUCCUAACUACGAUCUCUGGGAGAACCCUUUGACUCCCUGCAUGUGUAGAGCCUGACCACGAUAGUUACUCAUUUUUUAAAAUACACUUGAGAAUUGGUCUGUGCAAAGAUUUCUGAGUCUCCCUAUUUCAAUUUUAGGAGAUGGUUGAAUAUUAAUUGGAAAUUGUGUCAGAACAGGUUUGAAGGAGCAGUUUUUUGAUGCCGUCUUUGAAGAUCAUCGGAUACGACACUCUUCCUUUGCAGUGACAACUUACAAUUUUGUAGCUCAUUUUUUUGUGCAUGGCUGAUUAAUGUAAAUUAUGAAUGUGAAUUUUCACAAUGUCCCUAUCAUGAACUUCAAAAUGUCUGGAAUUAUUUGUAUGAUGACUAGUAUGCAUUUUACUUGACUGUAGAAUUGGCAGUUUCUUUGUGUUGCUAA
Molecule: messenger RNA, 1322 nt
Organism: Camellia sinensis
Lineage: Eukaryota; Viridiplantae; Streptophyta; Magnoliopsida; Ericales; Theaceae
Source: RefSeq, a predicted model, not a curated record